AUCCAAUCACCAUGGCUUUUAAGGAGAAAAGUCGCAUAAACGCUGCGAAAACUGGCUUGCGAUCAGUCGUCGGAGCCAAUCGGAGCGUGCAGAUUCGAGUCAGCUGCGAUGCACGACGGGUAGAGGAGACUCCCGCAGCAUCGGUCGCCAGUGCACUAACCACCGCAGUGAGUCGCAGUCCCCCACCACUACAUCGCCAGCCAGAGCUUCGUUCCGAGUUCGGCUUCCGCGUCGUCGUGGUACCAGAAAGAAACCCCGAGAAAAGAGCGACAAAGGAACAGGAAAUCAUCGCCCGGCGCUAGGGAUCCGUAGACACAGGUCAGCAAAACAGGCAACAGACUCCAGAUAGAACCAAAUGCAGACUUCGUCGUGGCUUCUCGUCGCUGUCGCGGCACUCGCCGGUUCAGCUAACGGUGCCAACGCGGCGAACGCCGUCUUCAUGGCCAGCACAUCGCAAUGUUCGUCCGUCGACACAUGCUACGAGGGCGGCGCGUCCUCGACGCCCUGCUCAGUCUCGAGCGGCGGCUGUCCGCCUUGUAUCACGUUUGCGGAUGACGGUUGCUACGUCAAGGUGGAUGGCUCCUGUCCUUUCGGUGUGGACUGCUCGUCCGUCUGGGGAUCAUCCACUACUACUUCCAGCGGCAGCACGUCCACUACGACGUCCAGUACCACAGGCUCCACUCCCAGUACGUCAACGUCCAGUACGGCGGGAUCGUCGACUUCUACGACGGCUGGAACGUCCUCCCAGACAGGCUCGAACACCAGCGGCACGGCCGGCGUGGCCUCGUCCAGAUCGACUGCGUCCAGCACUUCUGGAAGCAGCAGCGCCGCGGCGGGAGACUCCAGCAGUGGCGGAUCCGACAUGAGCGUCGUGUUCGCCAUCAUCGGCGCGGCCAUCGGCGUCAUCGCCGUCGCUGUGAUUUUCCUGACGCUCGUGCGUCGCUCCAAGGCCGCGAGUGAAGACGAAGACGACGAGAUGCCCAACGCUACGCCAGCCUUCGCCAAGAGCCAGGGCCCACACAGCACGACGGGCGCCGCCAUGUACGCGAGCUACAACGGCAACAACCGCGUGGGCGGGGUGGGAUCCGGUACGGGCAAUGAGAUCGGCCUGGACAUGUCCAAGGGCGUCUCUAUGAACGCCGUGAGCUACUACAACCAGCAGCCUCCACAGACCUCGACAGCGCCGUCGCCCCGCGUGGCAGGGCGCGCUAUUCCGUCGCAGCCGGUGGGUAUGAACCAGAGCGCCGGCAUGGCCCGUCCCUAUGGCGGCAGCCAGAACUUCGGCGCUUCGGGCGUGGGCGUCACGAAUGGAAUGGGAGCGGCGGGUGUCGCUGUGGCGAACCAGGCACCGCCCGCACCAGUGCAGCACCACCCCAUGGGCGGCGUAGCGCCGUCUCCGCACACCCGAAGAGAGUCAUACGAGUUCUAACCGAAAUAUGGUUGGAACGAAACAACGUAACUAGUCAAAGGAGUCGAGGAACGCAGGUCGAGAGCACAUGUACAGACACAGAGAGUGGAGGAAAGCUGAGAACUCUCUUUUUGACUCGGAAGAGUGGUGUAUUCAAAAUACGGUUUUCUUGUGACAAUUUGUGCUGCAGCUUAGCAAUUUGCC
Molecule: messenger RNA, 1612 nt
Organism: Phytophthora nicotianae INRA-310
Lineage: Eukaryota; Oomycota; Peronosporomycetes; Peronosporales; Peronosporaceae
Exons: 1
Coding region: 356-1429 (357 amino acids)
Source: RefSeq, a predicted model, not a curated record